This is a messenger RNA of Gregarina niphandrodes, 786 nucleotides long. RefSeq lists its product as hypothetical. The transcript has a single exon. The coding region runs from base 1 to 786 and encodes 261 amino acids. Lineage: Eukaryota; Apicomplexa; Conoidasida; Eugregarinorida; Gregarinidae. The record is from RefSeq and is a predicted model, not a curated record.
AUGUACCGACGGAAAUCUCCUAGCGCGAAGCAGGAGUUCAAAGCGGCCAGUGACAAGUUGGAUGCGUUGACGAGGAAGCUUACUCUGAUUCACCGGUCGCUGGUGGAAGACCAGCAAGGGUGCGAGGAGGGGAGGGCGGGUGUGUGUGACGGGAGCCGUGAGCUAAGUCGGAGCGCGGGGGUGGUUGGUCGAGGGGGGUUAGAUUGUUCGUCAAGUGGUAGUGGAGCCCGCGAGAACAUUGCCGGGCCCUCCGCUCAGACCAUGGGCCAGCAACCCGUGGGUCUUUACCCGGGAACGCCCUAUGUAGUCCGUACGAAUGUCCCUAAUGAGCCUACGGACUUGGAGCUCAAAAUACAAAUUCUGGAACAGAAGGUGAAGGACAUGAAUCAGAUGGUUAUAAAAAGCAUUGCCGACUUGAGAGAUCAGGCUGUCCAUGAGACGGCGGCAGUGGCUAAUCAAUGUAGCAGUAUUCUUGAACAAGUGAAUUCUAUAGACACUCGCCUCAACAAGGUGGAACAAAAGAUCGACCACCAAACUGAUUACAGACUUUUGUCUAUUGAACACGAAGUAAAUAGGUUAGAUAACAAAUGUACAUCAAUCGCUACCGAUACCGUAACGGAGUCAUCCGUACAGAGUCAGCGAAUUGAUUCCCUACGGAGGGACUUGGAUAGAAUUAUGGAUUACCAAGCGAUUGUAGUUAAAACAAUUGCCAAUGAUUUAAAGGUAAUGUAUAGGGGACAUUUGGUCACCGUUCUGGGUGCCAUUACUGUCGUGAUAUUUCUUUAG